Molecule: messenger RNA, 1962 nt
Organism: Rhinocladiella mackenziei CBS 650.93
Lineage: Eukaryota; Fungi; Ascomycota; Eurotiomycetes; Chaetothyriales; Herpotrichiellaceae
Exons: 3
Coding region: 1-1962 (653 amino acids)
Source: RefSeq, a predicted model, not a curated record
AUGGCUCAAAGACAAAACCUCCCGCAGAUGGCUUAUCCUUUAGAAUGGUUCGUUAAAGACAAGCACCUGUACGCCCCUGCGCAGAUUGAGAUUCUAGCAUACCUUGACUACACUGUUCUCGAGGCAUUUACACCGACAAUAUCUGAAAAGGAUAUUAUCCCACAUCUUGAAAGAACUCUCCAAACCAGACUCACAUGUGGCGAAGUCAAAGAGAAACUAGUUUAUCUUUGGUAUCACACCGGCCCACCCAACGCCAAAGCCUCGGAUUAUACACAACUCUUCAAACGAGGCUCUAAGGCCUUACCGCUAUUGAAGGCCGAAGUUGCAGACGAAGUACGCAGAAGAGCUCGGAAUCUGUGUAUAUCCCCCCCGCCUCGUCGGCUGAGAAGUGCCUCGUGUACUCCCAAUUCUCUCCUUACACCAACCACUACAAGGGCCGUGAAAAGACCUAGACAUAGAAAGCGACCCAAAAACAAGACAGCCAGACACCAUUUCAUCACAUCAAAGCCAGUCCAAACGGACCACGGAAUUCCUUCGCCACCCAUUGAGGAACAGAUCAAUCCAUAUGUGUCCACGCCACAACCUCGUGUCAAGUUCGAGCGAUCUCUGUUUGAGGACUCAGAUGGCCAAAGUCCGACGAGAAACAUUUCAGGUGGCGCAAGCCCGCUGGGCGACAAAAGGCUCGAACAAACUCGACGGAGCUCGAUGACGAGCACUAGUAGUGAUAUGAGCGUGUCAAGUGGCAAUGCCAUCACGCGAGAAGACUUCGAGCCAAGUCCAGUUCCCUCACGCUACAGAAGCGUUGAAACAGUCCUCCGCUCCGGGCUUGAUAACCGUCAGAAUCUGGUAAAUGGACUGGAGGAUGAGAGAGAUCGGGAGCAUCGUGAAAUUGAAUAUUGGCGCGUUCGAUGCGGGCGUGCGGAGCAGGAAUGCAUCGCUUUAAAGACACGGAACCACCGCCUUCAAGUAUGCUCAUUGGAAGGACUCGAACAACUCGACGCUGCAGAGAGCACCACGCUUCGAAAACUAAACGACCAAUUAAAACAAGAGCUGGCCAUUGUCCGAUCAACUUUGGCAUUUUCCACGCGAGGUAAACUGCCCUUUCCAUCCGUCAACACAACGACUAUUUUGGACGAUAUGACGGCGAUCCGAAGCAAGCUCCGUGAUGUCCUCAUCGGAGAAGAUGUUCUGUUUUCCUUUGACAGAAUGCAGGUGGUAGGGCAUGCUGAUUUCUUCACGCUUUUCCAAGCGAUCUUCUCCGUUGAUUGCCACCAACCUGUGAACGCCAGUUCAAUUCAAAAACUCUUGAGCGGUGUCCCCUUGAGGUUCGUACUCCAGUGUUUAGUCUCGGCCGCUGUUUGUGGCUGGGUACUUGAAGCCGACGUCGGCUGUUUGUUCCAAGAGUGCGACCGCGUGUAUUCGAAACUUCGGGGCCUUCUUAUGGUACAAGAUCGGGAACUUGCCCAGAGCUUCGAAUUUGCCGCACAUCAGUCUGUCAUUGAUGAUCCCAGCAUGAGUGACUUUAUUAUCCCAAACAAAGCUCGAUAUCUUGCCCAGAAAGUUUUGCAAUGUCUCGCGCCUUUAGUCGAAAAUCCAGGACCGGCCGACGAUGGUUCCCCAGACUUGGUCACGGCUUGGUUUAAAGAGAAAGACCGCUUGAUAUACAUUUUGGAAUUAGCACUGCGAAUCAAGACUCGACUUUUGAUAAGCACAGACUUGUAUAAGUGCACCUGGCAUGCAAGUGGAACACCAUUCAUCGCGGACAGCAUGGUGCCUGAAUCCGAUAGUGCCUUGUCGAGCCCAGGGCGCGGUGCUUUGGUCGGGUUCACAUUAUUGCCGGGGAUUCAGAGAUGUUCUGCCAGUGAAAGGGAUUUCAGCUACAAUCGAUUCGUGAAAGACGCCCAAUCCCUCGAAGCAAUGACAUGGGAGCCUCUGUCAAAAGCGGUCGUCCUUUUGAUGUAG